Messenger RNA from Anguilla anguilla (European eel), 4650 nucleotides. RefSeq names its product ankyrin repeat and EF-hand domain containing 1b (gene ankef1b). Bases 403 to 2685 code for a protein of 760 amino acids. The record is from RefSeq and is a predicted model, not a curated record. Gene Ontology annotation, molecular function: calcium ion binding; protein binding. NCBI's taxonomy places the organism in Eukaryota, Metazoa, Chordata, Actinopteri, Anguilliformes, Anguillidae. The transcript has 10 exons.
AUAUAUUAAUGUGGUUAUAUCCGUUAUUAGUCUAUAAACGUUAAAGAAGCAUCAUCGGUGUGUUUACAUGAUAAAUUACCUGUUUUGCCGAUAUUCGUUUAUGAUAUAAAUUUUUAUUUUUAAAAAUGGAUUUACAUAUGUGACAUAUGCAUCACCGCAUUUGCACUAAAUUAAAAUAAAGAUUCAAAGUAUCACUGUGUCUUGAGUCAAGACUGCCCUCUGGAACAUCUGUGCUGUUGCUAAGGGGACAGAAUAUCCAUAACAAAAUGUAUCCGAAGCAUUUGCAUUUAUCAAACCAUCCCGUCACAGACAAAACGGUUGAUUUUUCACCGGCUUCUACCGUCAAAAGAAGAAAAAAGCUUGCAAAUGUAAUUAAUCUCAAACAAGUGACCGGCAGUCAGCAUGAAGGGACUGGUGGCGGAGGGGCGCCUGGAGCUGAUGCAGGUGUACAAGCUGCUUCAGUGCGUGCGCAACCGGGACAAGGCCCAAAUUGAGAAGAUGGCCCGACUGGGGGUCCCCAACCUGAUCAACCUCUCUGAACCCCAGGAAGGCCUCAGCUCCCUGCACCAGGCAGCCGAGGCUAACGACGGCAACAUGAUCAACUUCCUGCUCGCUCAAGGGGCCCUGCCUGACCUGCAGGACAAGGCGGGGUGCACCCCGGCGAUGCGGGCCGCCAAGCUGGGUCACUACGGCAUCAUCGAGCUGCUCGGCAGCAAAGGGGCCGACAUGAAAGCGGUGGACCUGGAGGGGAGAGGGGUCCUGUUUUACUGCAUCUACCCCACCGAGGGACACCUGCACUGCCUGGAGGCAGCUCUGAAGAACGGGGCUGAUGUGAAUAACAUCUCCCACAAGGGGAAGCCCGUCCUGGUGCUGGCCUGCGAGAACGCUGAAGAAUGUGAGGAGAUGUGCAUCGAUCUUCUGGACAAAGGAGCAGAUCCAGACAAUGCUGAUGAGGAGACAGGCCGAACGGCCCUAAUGGGAGCAGCAAGGGUGGGAGCCGUGAAUCUGGCUCGGGCGAUCCUCCAGGACUACGGCAAAGUCAACGACGUCGAUAACAACAAAUGCCACGCUGCUCAUUUUGCUGCCGAAGGGGGCUUUCUGGAGGUGCUUCAGCUUCUCUCGGCAUAUUUGGCUGACCUGGGCAUGGUGUCAGCGAACGGGAACACGCCGCUACACUUAGCAGCGGCGGGCGGCUUCGCAGAAUGCUGCAGGUUUCUCGCCCAGAGAGGUUGUAACCCCAAAUUGAAGAAUGAGGAGGGUUUGAUUGCGCGACAGAUCGCCAAAAACCUCGGCAACAAGGCAGCGAUGAAGGAGGUCAAAAAGGCUGAGACGUUGUACGGGAAGUAUGUCGAGGGCGGAGAGACCAACCCCAAUGAGCUGUGGGCCCUGACUCUCCACGACUGGUCUUACGAGAACGAGGAGCGCCUGCGCAACUCCUUCGACAUGGAGGAGGAGCAAGACGACGAGGAGUCCCACGAGCCCGUGCAGGUCAUCUCCAAGAACACUUUCCUCUCCGUAAUGACGGACGGUGGCGCGCCGGUCGACGCCGAAAAGCUUGAGAAGAUCUUCGCUGCCCACGACAAGAAGCGGGAGGGCAAGAUGAACAUCAACGACUUCUUCAAGGGCCUGGAGUACCUGCAGAAGGCUUUCGUCUCCAUGUCCUACGGCCCCAAGAAGAAGAAGGCUGGCAAAGGGGGGAAGGGAAAGAAGAAGAAGGGGAAAUUUGUCCUGCCCUUCCCCAUAUGCGUGGUUCCGCCCGACCAAGCCCCGCGACGGAGCGACGGCGGGCCGCCCCACUAUAUGAUCGAGAAGUACCACCACUUCACGGACACCAACCGGUUCAGCCGCGACCACCCCCCGGCCCACCCCAUCGUGGACGACUCGGCCUGGUACAUGAAGGAGCCCGAGAAGGCCUUCGUGGACAUAAACCACUGCGUGAAGAGGGGGGACCUGGAGUCGCUCAGCCUGGCCCUUUCCCAGUCCGUGCCCGUGGACGUCACGGACCGCUUCUACAAGACACCCCUCAUGACUGCCUGCAGCAGCGGCAACUACCAGGUGGCUAAGUUCCUCAUUGGCCAAGGGGCCGAUGUGAACGCCUGCGACCAGUUCCAAUGGACCCCGCUGCACCACGCCUGCCACGCGGGCCAGGUGAGCAUCAUCGGCCUGCUCGUCCGGUCGGGCGCGGACAUGGACGCGGUGGCCAUGAACGGGACCACGCCGCUCAUGAGAGCCAUCGAGAGCUGCCGGCCCGCCUGCGUGGAGCAUCUCCUUGAUGCCGGCGCCAAUGUGCACGCUCAGAACAGCAAAGAACAGAAUUGCUUGGAGAUUGCAAGGGCCUAUGGGGACCAGAGGAUAGUCUACUUGGUGCAAACUAAGCUCGAUGAUCCUAAUGACAUCAAGGAAGACAAGCCGCAAGGAACACCGGCCACUGCCCAACCAAAACCUUCACAAGAUGAGGCCCCUGCCUCCCCGCGCACUUUGACCCCUGAGCUGGGGGCAAAGAAGCCGUCGCGGAUGGACAGCGUGGUGUUCCAGAACGCCCGCAUUGCCAGUGGAGCCGUCGACAGGCUUGACAUCACCUACGUGCCCAAAAAAACGUGGGGCCCACCUGUCCCGAACAAGGAGGGGCAAAGGAAGAUCCAACCCAGAAAAGCAGACCUGGAAGGGGCCAGUACAUCACUGUAAAACAACAACACACAGACUCAGGACGAAGCGGAGCCAUCAACCCAGCAAAUUGGGACUCGUCUUAAAGCUGCAGUCACGUGAUCAGGACUGUCCUUUAGUCUGCUUGUCUUUAUGCACACUAUAUGGGUCAAGCUCAAAUAAUACCACUUGUGCUCAGACAGCUAGAAACAGCUGUGAUACAGAACAACUGAAAGUAUUCAAAUGCUAUCCUCAUGUACAUGGAGUCUAGUAUUGAUCUCUUUUUAUUUUUUACUUUUUGGGAGCACUUUCUGUGAUAUAUUUAGAUAUUCACAUGUUUAAUAUUGGGUUCUGCAAUGUUUAAGUGCCAGACUUCCCACAGCGGUGUGGUCAUACCAUUCAGUUCUCCAGAGGUGAUGCAGUUAAAAGAAUUACUGGUGGGUUCUCUGAAAAGGAUGUAAUAAUUUGAAACAAAGGGGAUUGUAAAACGCUUGUCUCAUUAUAUCUCUUUGAAGCUGUAUAUCAGCGCAUAUCUGAAGGUCUCACAGUGUAGUAAUGAGUUGUCAGGCUGAGUUGGAUAUUUAAAAAAUGAAUCUGACAAACCAUUCUUGAUGUACCAUCAAAAGAUUGAGACAUCUGUGGAAUCAAUUUUUAAUAUAUUAACCUUUAUUUCCAUUAGUCUAUUUCUCUGGAAAUAAAUAAUCAGGCACGGUUGACAGGAAAUCCCACCUGAGGGGUCACAAGGGUUCAUGUUUUAAUUGUUCUAAUGGUUCGGGUUAUUUAAAUUUGUCUCAGCGUCUCAAUGUGCAGCAACUGCGUCUUGUUUACUUGUGUAAAAAUGCCGACUCAGACGACGCUGCGAUUCGUAGCUGGGGAAGCUGGGGGCAGCUGGUUUUCGGAGCCAAGUUUCUGUCUCUCUCGCGCAGGGAUCCGGGUUUUAUCGACAGCAAAAAGCCGCGAAGGCGCCAGCGAGCGCUGCUCAAGCUGUGCAGUCACUUCGCUGAUUGAGAAUGAAGUCGAGGCCUGAGAAUUUGAGUGUUUCCUGGUGUCUCUUCAGUGUAAAGUGGUCAAACAGCGACUUCAUUUGCUGGUCAAUUCUAGAAUAGUAGCGGAGAAUAGCAGUAUAAAGCUCCACUAGAACAUGAGAUUAUAUAGGCUUGUUUUACUUACUGUCUAGGUAGCAUCCUGGUCUUGAACAUACUGGAGUUCUUUGCUGCAUGAUCUGGCCAGCAAUUCCAUGCAUUAAGAACUUGUUUAAUUGAAUUUAAUUUUACGUUUAAUUUGUUUUUAUCUAUGGCCCCUUGUUUUGAUCACUGAACUCAACUCAUCUGUUUUCUACUUUCUACUUUUAACCGCUUUCAAGACAGUAAACAAACAAAAAAAAACAAUGUAGCAAAUAGCUACUAACAAUAACAACAAUUAUUUAAAUUAUUGAAUGUUAGUGAUAACAAGAAAAUAAGAACAGCAGUCAUAUUAAUAGUGUUGGACUGUCUGGCUUCAGCAAUCCCUCGGGCAUUGAUAGUCUGUUAUGUAACUAUACUGUGCUUUCAAUAUUGCACGGUUACCUCCCCUUCUUGGGACAACUAUUGAGAUUGUGUUCCACAAAAUAUAUUAAUUAAUUUCCUUUAUGCCAGCAUGUGGAUGCUGUUGUGAAUAUACCCAUUUCAGGUGAUUUAAAACAAUAUUUUGGAGAACGUUUUUACAAGCUCUGUUUUAAAUCCAGGUCUUAUGGCCAUACUGUAGCUCUCCCACCAGGGGGCAGUGCAGAGCCAACAGUGUAGUUGAGAAAAAUGACUGCGAUUAACAGCAGUGGGAAGAAUAUCUGCAGGCCUCAGAACACACCCAUUGCAACAAUGAACAGUAAAAUAACGUUAAUGUGUGUGCUGGAAUGGCAUGAAUCAUUUAGUAUGAGUGCACCUGUAUGACAGCUUUGCAAGGGUUAUAUGUAUUCACAUAUCAAAAAUAGUCUCAAUAAAAAAAAAAACACUUAUGAGGUGCCCUCUUACA